AUGGUGGAGACGAUGAGGGCUGGCAAGCGACCAAUGCUCUCCACGCGACGCAGCAGCCAAGGAGGCAUUGCCAUGUCCUUGGAGAUGCGCCCACCUCGCGAGUUGCUUGAAAAAAUCGGCAUCAAAGGCAAAGAAAUCGUCAAGAUCAUCAAGGACCGGGACUGGGGAAUCGUGGAGCCUCACGGUCUGCAGCAGCAGAAACUCUACUACCUACCAGAGAGCAAAGAAAAAGGAGACCAAGCCAAACAACAUGAGGAUUAUUUCGUGGGCGAAGGAGAACUCUACGCCUACAUAUUGAAGCAAGGUGGUCUACGAUAUUUACUACCGGACGACUCGGAUGUGUCCGACGUAGAGCCCACACAACCGUCCAAGGUAGAAGAGGAGGUAGAACAGAGCAACAGUGUGGAGAGUUCUACUGAGGAGAGUGACUCUGUAUUGGACCACUCAUCAGCGGGGACGACGACGGGAGAGCAACGCAAGUGGAAACGACGGAAGAAACUUUCGACAGCGAGAAGCAAGUCAGUGGAGAAAACCCCGCCUCCUAAGCGUCGACAGAAGUCGUCCAAGCAGAGCAGUAGCGUUGAUGGUAGUACAGCAGAUGAACUGGACAGGAUUCGGAUCGAUCCGAAGGUCAAAUUGGAGCGAGCGACCUACGGAGGGAUCGGCCAACAGACAGAGUUUAGUGAGUACGAGUUGUCGUGGAAGGCGAGAGGCUGGAGAGCGCAAUUGUUGCAAGACAUGGACGUACAUCUGCUACGAUCGGUAGCAGCAGUGGAUCGACGCCAUCGAGCUAUGGAGACAUCAAACGAGGAGGGUCAGAAGAAAUCGGGUCGACCAAUGGAAGGGGUUGGACCCCAUGCACGAGAGGCAGCGGAGAUUCUACAAGAACUCGAGGGCCUUCAGCACAGUAUUCGUGCAUCACAAGACGAUUUGUCGUCGAUGAUUGAGUCGACCAUCUCAAAGGCGGAGCGAUUGACUUUUCCCGACCGGAUCGAUCCGAUUGGGCGUAUCGGAAUCCCCGGCUUCGUGUCCACGGGCUCAGGGACGCUGAUCCUUGUGCGUGAUACCGAGCGCUAUCUGCUUCUCUUUGUUGCGGCUGUGCGUCGAUACCAACGGGCGAGGAGGAAUUUUUGUGCCGAAGAGACUGCGAGUGGGCUAUCGCAGCCAUGUAAUCGAGUGGUGAGACGAACAGACUUGCGAGCUCUUCAGCUGAGCAUCGAAGAGUCAAAAACUGAGCUGCAGGAACUGGCAACUACGAUCGCUGCAGAGGCGAGCAAGGCGUGUCUGGAAUACUCACAGGAUUCUACCACGGUUGGAUCUCCACUGAGCACCACACAGGGAUCUUCACAGGGUCUACAGUCUCCCCAGAGUUCUUCAGGAACUACCGAUGACGAUGGUAGCACCGACCACGACCAGUCCCCCGGCCAGCAGAGCGCAUCGUCGCCUCGAAGACUCGAAGGAGGCCAGUGGAACGAACCCUGUGCAACUAUGUAG
Phytophthora infestans T30-4 is the source of this 1494-nucleotide messenger RNA. RefSeq lists its product as uncharacterized. Bases 1 to 1494 code for a protein of 497 amino acids. The record is from RefSeq and is a predicted model, not a curated record. The transcript is spliced from 3 exons. Lineage: Eukaryota; Oomycota; Peronosporomycetes; Peronosporales; Peronosporaceae.